AAGGGAUGUCUUAAAAUUGUUGACAGGACACCUCGAACUGCACAAAAGGUCAAUUAUGAAUCUUUCUUGGAUGAAUUUUUGAUCCAUGGAGAUUUAUAUUUGUAAUACUUUCCUCAAGCCGAGAAAAGUGAUUUAAAAUCAUCACAAUGUAAAGUCUAUGGGCCGGCCAGAGAAACACCAUCGCGCAUAUUCAGUGGGCCACACAACACGGAAGCAAAACUGGAAGCUAGAAACUUUUUUUGGCGUAUGCACUAGGUGAUCAAUUCUUAUUAGACUGAAUGACCACCAUUUUCAUUCCAGUAUCCAGCUUCAUGAGGUGUAUUCAUUUUCUUUCACACUGGUUCUUUAAACUGUUAAAUAUAUUGUGCAUGGGGCAGCAUUUUCGAUCACAUCCGUGUGUUUGAUUAGUAAAACCUCGAUUGGGAGCGGGCAGGGAGCCUGGGUGAAAGUGCUACCUGCGAGUCUGCGGUGAGGGCAGAAAAGACUCAGUGAAGCCGGGAAGAUAGAGCAGAUGUAUAAUAGACGGAGAGAGUAUCAGACUUCCUGGUUGGCUCCGCGUUUUGUUGACACACUGCCCGCAGAGCUUUCUGGAUCUGACAGAGAAGGAAGUAGGUAGGCAACGGCCUGCUAUAGAGAUCGGUCUCCAGCUGUAGUUAGCAUAUGAACGAGCGAAUUAACACCCGGUCGAAACCGGGGCGUCGGCAGUGAAAGCGGGAGCUGAGCCGCGGAGCUGCGGGGAGCAGCUGACCGCACAUCCGACACGUUAGCUUGGAUUAAAACAGACGGAGUGGCGGAGGAGACACUCAGUCUCAGUGAGGUGUGUUUUAACUUAGCUUAGUUUUAACUUUAGCUCGAAACUACGUGAGGACUUCCAAGAAACUUUUGACGACAAGCCAAAGGAGUGCGAGCAUGAGGUUGGAGCCACAGGUGUUGUAGGAUGAAGAGCCCGGCGCACCGCACCAGGGACAUCGAGCGGCAAGCUGGCUACCUGAAGCCCGAGCACUGUGCCCCUCCUCCGCCUCGCACCGGCUCUGACACCAUGUGGUUUAUCCGCGACGGCUGCGGCAUCGUGUGCGGCAUCAUCACCUGGCUCCUGGUCUUCUACGCCGAGUUUGUGGUGGUGUUCGUCAUGCUGCUCCCUGCCAAGAAUGUGGUCUACAGCCUCUUCAACGGGGUGCUCUUUAACGGCUUGGCCUUCCUCGCCCUCGCUUCUCACGCCAAGGCGAUGUGCACAGACCCGGGAGCCGUGCCCAAAGGGAACGCGACCAAAGAAUUCAUCGAAAGCCUCCAGCUCAAACCUGGACAGGUGGUGUACAAAUGCCCCAAGUGCUGCAGCAUCAAGCCUGACAGAGCUCACCACUGCAGCGUGUGCAAACGCUGCAUCAAAAAGAUGGACCACCACUGUCCCUGGGUGAACAACUGCGUCGGAGAGAACAACCAGAAAUACUUUGUGCUCUUCACAAUGUAUAUUGCACUAAUAUCCUUCCAUGCGCUGGCCAUGGUGGCCUUCCAUUUUGUUUUCUGCUUUGAAGAAGACUGGACAAAGUGCAGUAACUUCUCUCCACCAGCAACCGUCAUCCUCCUCAUCCUCCUGUGCUUUGAGGGGCUUCUCUUCCUGAUCUUCACAGCAGUCAUGUUUGGGACCCAGGUCCACUCCAUCUGCACCGAUGAGACGGGUAUCGAGCAGCUGAAAAAGGAGGAGAGAAGAUGGGCCAAAAAGUCAAAAUGGAUGAAUUUGAAGGUGGUGUUUGGACAUCCGUUCUCUAUAGCCUGGCUGAGCCCCUUUGCAACACCUGACCACGGCAAGGCAGAUAUAUACCAGUACAUAGUGUGAAAGCAGAAAAACAAAGCUCAGCUCUGCUGCUGUGGACACAGACUGAUCGAUCCUGGUCUGCCUUCUUAUUUGGCUGGACCUCAAUGAGCAUGAACUCCUCUUAAUCACUUCUACGUUUUCUUUCGUUCUUGAAUAAUUGAUAUUCCAGGGUGUUCUGUUAUAAACUAUUACGUCGUUAAAACACGUUUAUUUUUUAAAACAUUGUCACCUUUUCAUUUUAUUGUUUCCCUUCUUGGUGCUGACUGAGAUUAGUGAGGUGUAGCUGUAUAAAGAAGCUCUCCAGAAAAAAAAACACACACACAAACUAAGCAGCGAUAACUUGACAUGAAGCACUUAAGAGUUGACAAAACAACACCAGAGACUGAACUCUUGCUUCUCCAGAUUAAAAUUUCCUGCUGUACUUCUGAUCAUUUCCUGCUUCCAAGACUGAACAAUGUGAAAUCAAACUGGAAAGCAGUGCAGUCCGGGUGUCAACACGGUCCCCUGAUUUCGUCUUCCUGUAAACAUUGUUGUGAUGCUGUCGCCUCUUCAUUUGCUGUAUUUUUUUUUUUUUUGUCAUUGCGAUAGUCUUUUGCUGAAUGCUGUGGAUGAUUUGCCUUAGAACAAUGCAUUAUUGGCAUCUGCUAGAAAGUCAUUUUGCCUUAAUGCGACAGUCAGGGUGAAAUAGGAUCACACUGGUUAAACUAUGUGAAAUGAGUUUGUUUUAUCCUUGAUGCCAAGUAAGUGGAUUUCUUCUGAUGGACUUUGUGUCUGCAGUAAACCCCACCUAUCUGGCACAAAGUUGAAAACAGUUUAAGUUUCUCUGUCGUCUAAAAUGGCCAUUAGCCAAGUCUCUACUCAAACCAGAGUGGGUUAGGGUUAGGGUUAGUCACUGUGAAGGACAUUACAAACCUGUAGGAUACAGAGCAGCAAUAACCCUCUGGUGGCCAGUUAAAGUUAUAAUCCUUAAGAUUUCAGUCUUGGUUGAUUUGUUGCCACUUGUUACCACAGUCACUACACAACAGCAGGUCAUAGGAAAAGGAGUUGGUCACCUUUCUAGGAGCUCACUGUGGCUGCUACUUCUUCUUCCAAAACUCCCUGCAAUAUUUAAGAUGGAUCUGCUUUCAAAAAAAAAAUGCCUGAAAAUGGCCUUUGUUUUAUUUUGUACAUGCUUCUUUGAAGAACAAACACGGUUAAGAUUGACUUUUAGUGACAAAUAACAGCGACAGUCAGAAAUGGUGGGUUUGCACUAGCAGUAAUUAAAUACAGUGUUAAGAGAACAAUUAGGCUGAUAUCAAUGAUUACAUGCUGCUGUGAAUCCAUCAAGCUUAGGAAGGCAAUUUGAAUCUAGCGCGUGAAUGGCGGACUCCACCGCUAACAAUGUAAGCUACUGUAUAGAGAGGUAAUUACCAAAUAUAAACACAUUGAGCAGCUAUUGCUACCAUAAAUAAUCUAAAAAAAAAAGGGAUUUGAUUUCUAGAAAUGUUUCAGGAUUACAACUUUAAAAUCACACAUUUGACAGCAGGUAAACAAAGUCUUGUUUCUAUUCCAAGAAGCAGAACAGCUUGUACGAUUAUUGAAAGUGACUUCAGUUUAAGAAUCCACCAGGCAGUUUAUCCAGUGUCCUCCUUUUGAUUGAGACCCAUGUGCAGUAAAUCUAUCUCUGCUUGAUAACCAUUUCCAUCACAGUCACCAGCUCAGAUGGAAAGUCAGGGAAUAAAGCAAUACGCAUUGCUCUCUCCGAAUGCACUGACCCUAAGUGUAAUUCACUCGCUCUAAAUUGAUGGAAUUUGCCUGUGGAUAAUCCAGUUAGUCAUAGAUCGUAGUUAUGAGCCUAACUGGAAGGGAGAAAAAGCCUUACAGGAUAAAAUGUUGAUGAAUAUUUAGGCCAGUGGAAAAUGUUCAAUGAGGCCUGAAAGACCACGCAGAAGAGUCACAUUUUAAUUGUCACAGCUGCAGACAAUACAAGGCCAACUCAGCGUAAAAAAGCAAAUACAGAAAAGGUUUUCUGUGUAUUGACUAACUGCCAAUUUGACCUUAGUUAAUAAGAAUUUGAUGCAAGUAGAAAAUAAUCCACUUCAAAGCAUUUAACCCUAAAAAUGCCUUUGCUCAAAUGUGUUGAAAAGCCUUACUGUAGUUAAAAACAUGCUUUUGAGUAUGACGGGAGGACUUGAAUGUACAUGUUGCCAAAUUGAGUGCUUUACAAAGGGAGGCAAUAAAAUAACCAUUUCAGUUUCAAUGAGUAGAGCAUUGUUAAGAGUCAACAGAAAUUUUUUGAAUAGUUUUAAAAUCACUGGAGUUUUUAAAAAAAUGUCAAAAUGUUACCAUUGUAUGGACAGGCAAAGGUUGCUAUCCAGUUUACACACACAGUUCACCAGCUUUUUUCUUCUUUUCUUGAAUUGUUCGAUAUGUUCUGUGUGGUCAGGUAUGAAUAUUAUUUGUACCACAAAAUGUUUCUUUUUUAUUGUUGUAUUUGUUUAAAGGGGGAUGAAAUAAAACAGUCUCUAUGUGAUACAA
Thunnus maccoyii (southern bluefin tuna) is the source of this 4330-nucleotide messenger RNA. RefSeq names its product palmitoyltransferase ZDHHC3-like. Gene Ontology annotation, cellular component: endoplasmic reticulum; Golgi apparatus. Gene Ontology annotation, biological process: protein targeting to membrane; peptidyl-L-cysteine S-palmitoylation. Gene Ontology annotation, molecular function: protein-cysteine S-palmitoyltransferase activity. NCBI's taxonomy places the organism in Eukaryota, Metazoa, Chordata, Actinopteri, Scombriformes, Scombridae. The record is from RefSeq and is a predicted model, not a curated record. The coding region runs from base 938 to 1834 and encodes 298 amino acids. The transcript is spliced from 7 exons.